AUGGUGUCGGACCAGGAUCUAGCGAAAGGAGUCGAGACUUUGCUCCGGCAAUCCGACCCUAGCUCUCUCACAUCUGUAAACAGUGUUGUUCAGCAGCUCGAGGCCAAGCUAGGGUUAGACCUCACGGAGAAGACGAGUUUCAUCAGAGACCAGAUCAACAUCCUCCUCCGUGCUCACCCAACAGCCUCCGCCUCCGCCUCCGCAUCAACCGUACAACCUCCGCCGCCGCUGUCUCCUCACCAGCACCACCAGCAGCAGCAGCAGCACCAGCAGCAGAUGCAUUCCGGCGUCAACGUUCCGGGGAAAGGACAUUUUACACUUCACCACCCGUCUCAAUUCUCUCCUUCGCAUUUGCAGCAGUAUCCUCCCCAUUUCACUCUACAGCCUCCGUACCACUCUUAUGACCUCAAUUUCCGGCAGCCGUAUCCGCCUUACAUGCCGCCGCAGCAGCAGCAGCAAUCUCCGCGGCAGGGACCUUCUUCUAUGCUGCUUCCACAAGGCGCCAACGCUGCUCACUCUGUUGCUCAAUCCCCAAAAGAAAGUGCUCCUACUGGAACUAAAAGAAAGGGUGGUCCUGGAGGACUGAACAAAGUCUGUAGGGUUUCUCCAGAACUUCAAGUCGUUGUUGGUGAACCUGCGCUUCCGAGAACUGAGAUUGUGAGGCAAUUGUGGGCUUACAUAAGGAAGAACAACCUGCAAGACCCGAGUAACAAGCGGAAGAUCAUCUGUGAUGAUGCGUUGCGUGUGGUCUUCGAGACUGAUUGCACUGACAUGUUCAAAAUGAAUAAGUUGCUUGCUAAGCAUAUUCUCCCGCUUGAUCCAUCAAAGGACUCUGGUCAAGCGAAACGGGCAAAAGCUGAGGUGGAGACUAAGACUGAGGCCGAGACUGAGUCGACCACAGAGCCUGUUAGUUCGACUGUUGCGUUAUCUGAGCCGCUUGCUAAGUUCUUUGGCACUGGUGAGACAGAGAUGACAGAUGAAGAGAUUAUUCGCCGUGUUUGGGAAUACAUAAAGCUCAACAAUUUAGAGGUGGGUGCUGAAGACCCGGUAAAUCCGAUGGCUAUUCAGUGCGAUGAAAAGCUCAGAGAUCUUCUUGGAUGUGAAAGCAUUUCAGCUGUGGGGAUAAAUGAGAUGAUGAGGCGCCAUAUGUACAAGCGGUCUUGA
Messenger RNA from Thlaspi arvense, 1164 nucleotides. The record is from the annotation of a GenBank genome assembly. NCBI's taxonomy places the organism in Eukaryota, Viridiplantae, Streptophyta, Magnoliopsida, Brassicales, Brassicaceae.